This is a messenger RNA of Drosophila navojoa, 2498 nucleotides long. It is a transcript of the gene Lmx1a, whose product is annotated as LIM homeobox transcription factor 1 alpha. Gene Ontology annotation, biological process: regulation of transcription by RNA polymerase II; neuron differentiation. The record is from RefSeq and is a predicted model, not a curated record. Lineage: Eukaryota; Metazoa; Arthropoda; Insecta; Diptera; Drosophilidae. Gene Ontology annotation, cellular component: nucleus. Gene Ontology annotation, molecular function: RNA polymerase II transcription regulatory region sequence-specific DNA binding; DNA-binding transcription factor activity, RNA polymerase II-specific.
AGUGAAAUGCUUUGAUUUCGCUGAUUGUUCGAUCACACGCAAACUGACAGCGGACUCAGCUGGUUGUCAGCGCGCUAGCCACAGCAUCUGGCAGAUAGAAGUAUUCAACUCGUGCAAGUGUUCGUGUUUAGAGUGCAGAUUACAUGUGAUUUGAGGCACCCACUCAUUCAAAUCGAAAGCAAUUCCCAAUUGUAUUGAACUGAACUUAAAAGAAAAGGAACAACAGUGCGCGCGUCUAAUUGUGUCAAUAAAAUGUUGGAGUUUUAUCCAAUGCCCACGAACCUCAAUCAAGUCGGUGGCAGUUUAUAUUCGCUGCAGCAGAACCAUGGAGGCGCACGUUUCCUGGACAGUCCCAGUGCAACGGCAAAUGUAAACAGCAACAUGACGACCGCCUGUUUGCCCAACAGCAACAACAGCAACAACAGCAGCAACAACAGCAACAGCAAUAGCAGCAACAACAAUAACAAUGCCCAUAAUAACACAAACAACAGCAACAGCAAUUUGGCAGCAAACAUUUCCGGCAACAGCAACAGCAACAAUCCAGCAGCAACAGCUUCAUUAACGGCAUCUGUAAUUUCCUCACAACAACAACAGCAACAUCAACAACAACAGCAGCAGCAGCAACAGCACGCGGUCUCGCCAACGCCAAUUAACAGCUGCCCAACGCCCACAGGUCACAGUCCCAUCAACAGCAACAACAACAAUAAUAACAACAACAACAACAACAACCAUAACAACAGCAAGAGCCAAAACUCCGCCUGCAACACAUUAACAGCUGCUGCUGCUGCUACUGCUGCCGCAACAACAGCAACAGCAGCCGUCUCUGCCCCAUCGUCAGCAGCAACUGGAAGUGGAGCCACGGCAGCCUCGGCAGCAGCGGCAGCGGCGACGGCGUCGGCUUUGGCGCUGGCGUCAGCAUCGAAAUUGUCUGCCGAUUGCAGUGGACGCACAGAGGUUGGCCACAUCAAAUGCGAGAAGAACUACGAGCUGUGCGAGGGCUGUGGGCAGAAGAUCCAUGAUCGCUACUUGAUGAACGUGGGUGAUGCCAACUGGCAUGAGCAGUGCCUCGCCUGCUGCUACUGCGGCAUGCAGCUGCACCACACCUGCUACGUGCGCAACUCGAAGCUCUACUGUAAGCUGGACUACGACCGUCUAUUUGGGGUCAAGUGUGCCGGCUGCUGCCAUGCCAUACUGCCGCAGGAGCUGGUGAUGCGGCCCAUACCCAACUAUGUAUUCCAUCUGCCCUGCUUCGUGUGCUACGCCUGCCGUCUGCCGCUCCAGAAGGGCGAGCAGUUCAUGCUGCGGGAUGGCCAGCUCUUCUGCUAUCGCCACGAUUUGGACAAGGAGAUGUUUCUGGCGGCAGCCGCUGCACAGCACUGCGGCUUCGUCGGCCUCGACGAGGAGGAUCUGCUGCGGCCACGCGACGGCCGACGCGGACCAAAGCGACCUCGCACCAUUUUGACUUCCCAGCAGCGCAAACAAUUCAAGGCCUCGUUCGAUCAGUCGCCCAAGCCGUGUCGCAAGGUGCGCGAGGCGCUGGCCAAGGACACGGGUCUGUCGGUGCGUGUGGUGCAGGUGUGGUUCCAGAACCAGCGAGCUAAGAUGAAGAAAAUCCAGCGCAAGGCCAAGCAGAACGGCGGUGCCACUGGCGGCUCAGGCUCAGGCCGUGGCAACAGCAGCGCCGGCGCCUCCGACGACAAGGAUGCCAGCGAGAAGGAUGAGAAGUGCGUGAAGCAGGAGCACGGCGUCGACAAUGUCGGCUUUCUGGGCGGCAUGGACAGCGCCUUCGCCAGUCAACCGCUCAAUCCGAACUUGCCCUUCUCACCGGAUGAUUAUCCGGCCAAUUCGAAUGACAGCUUCUGCAGCUCCGACCUCUCGCUGGACGGCAGCAACUUCGACCAGCUGGACGAUGACGCCGACUCGUUGUCUUUGAACAAUCUGGAGCUGCAGUCGACCAGUUCGUCGGGCAAUCACAACCAGCACUCGAAUCCGCACGACAUGCUGGCCAAUCUGAAUACGAGCCUUAUCAACCCCAUCGACAAGCUGUAUCUCAUGCAGAACUCGUACUUUAGCUCGGACCAUUAGACAGAGACAGCAACCGAGCGAGAGGCAGACGGACAGACAGAGACAGAGAGUCGUAGUCAUACGAAUUUAUUAGCGUUAGAGUUGCGAGCAUGUGUUGGUAGGCAUUGUAACUCCUUGGUUAACGGGCAACUAAGUCACUUCGCCAGUCGGCUUUUUUUUUGUGGUGGGAUAGUUGAGAUUUUAAGUAAAAAUGAUCAAAUGUGAUUUUUAAGCUAAACGAAGUUUUAAGAAAAUUGCAUUACAGCGAUAUAAACGAGAGGUAAUGCGAGAAUUAUUGUUAGUUCGACUUAAGUAAAUAAGUAGAGAAGCCGAAAGAUAAAAUCAAUGUGAGCCUAUGUUUGUAAAUAGUUUUAGAACCAAAAAAUUGUUAUAAAAAUGUAAUUUAAAUUAAAAACGUCAAUAAAUUAUGUAUU